Messenger RNA from Naegleria gruberi, 2499 nucleotides. RefSeq lists its product as uncharacterized. Bases 1 to 2499 code for a protein of 832 amino acids. The record is from RefSeq and is a predicted model, not a curated record. The transcript has 3 exons. Gene Ontology annotation, molecular function: protein binding. Lineage: Eukaryota; Heterolobosea; Eutetramitea; Acrasida; Naegleriidae.
AUGUCUCAACCAGAUCUAUCAACAUUACCACCAAGACCUCACCAUAUCAAGAUUCUAGGACCACCCUGUGAUUGCAAACCAGUGAAACUAACCGUACUAAAACAAGUGGAAGAAAGUACAACAAAUUUUGGAGCUUUCUACUACAAGUGCGCAACAUGUCGAUACUUUAAAUGGGCAACAGAUUCUGGUAAUUCCAUUGAUUAUGGUGACUUGUGGGCUCCAUGUUGUCUUCUUCAUCCCAACCGAAAGUGUAAAUUAUUGCAAAUUGCAAGAAACAGCAUUAAUAGAGGAAAAUUAUUUUGGAUUUGUGGAGUUUUGGAUACUCCUUGUACCCAUUUUCAAUUAUUCGAAGGAAAUAUUGAUGAUUACAAAGAGUUUGUACCGAAUUUUGAUGAAUCGUUAUUGGAAAGUCAAGAACUAGAGAGUUCUCAAUCAAGUCAAAUUGUAAUGUCUCAGGCAAAUUCAAGAAACAUGAUCGUUAGUCAAUUACCAGAGGAAAUCAUGGCAGAAAUUUUGAAAUACUUGGACAUGAUUCCUAAUUGGGUGAAAAUUAUUGGAGUCUGUAAAGAAUGGAAGAGAAUGAUUGAUAAUGUGAUCGACCAGAAAGUGAAUGAUGGCUUAAUUGAGCUUAAUCUUGGUUUUUUACAUUCAAAAAGUCCAUUUUGGUAUUUUUGUGAAAUUUUCAAAAGAUUUUACAAAGUAAGAAAGAUUACAAUUUGUAACUUUGAAUUGUAUAGCGAAUUAAUGAGAUUAUUGGAAUGGGUUGGUGUCGAAACUCUGGUAUUAUAUAAUUGCACAACCAAAAUGUCCUGUAAUCAGAAAGAUCAAGUUGAUGACUCAGAUAAGGUCUUAAAUGAAUGUUUUUCAUUUAGGUCUAAAUGCACUGAAAUGUCAUUCUUUCACAUUCAUGGAGAAACUCUAUUAUACAAUUUCAAUCAUAAUCAUGUGGUACCUCAUUUGAAUGCUAUUAAUUCGGACAUUUACUUUGAGUUUGUUAAAGAAAUGGAAAGAAAAGUUGACAUUACCCAUAGAAGGCAGUUUCAAGAGUUGUCUCAGAUUAUUGCAAUUAAUUGCCCAGAGGAUCUGAAUUUUGUUUGGCUUAAUGGUCCAGAUGCUAGAUCCUACCACAAACAUGAGCAAGUAGACGCAAACUAUGGAGAUUUACUCGAUUUACCUUUCGAACAAGAAGAAUUGGAAAAUAUUGGAAAGUGUCAUGUUAAUGUGUAUUCUCUGCCUACAGAUAUUGACGUUGGUUUUCUAAACCUAUCUCUAUUGGGACAUCAUAGAACACCAAAGAUUUAUGUGAAAAAUGGAAAAAAGUACAGCUUUCCUACCGUUGUUGAUAAUCAAGUAAUUUCACAUCCAGAAAUUCAAAAGCAAUUCAUUCUAAACUGUGGAAUUUCCAAGUAUUUCAAUGUUAACAUGCUUGAGAUUGUCAACAAGGAACAUUUCGAUAUUGCAGUAGAGAGUGGAAUUGUACAUUUUGAAAAUGUUCACAAGCAUGCAUCCUUCAAAAUAUGUUUGGAAAUAUUGGCAAAGAAUUUACUUGAAGAUAUACUUAAGGUUAAUGGGAAUGAAAGACUAUUUUCCUUAUGGAAAGGAACUUUUUUCCACACAUUCAGUCAACCAGAUCAGAACCGUUCAUCUCACUCAAAAAAAAUGAAACCAUUCUUCGCCCUUCUCAUUCUCCUCCUCAUCCAACAACUUGUUUCCUGCCAAUCCAUCACCAAACAAACCUAUUACACUGAAGUCAAUUGUGUUGGUGAUAUUUACACGACCAUGUUCCUCGAUAGUGGUUCAGCUUGCACAUCGAAAGGAUCAACUACUUGUAAUGUGAUUACAAUUUCUGGUCGUCAAGUUUACUUUACACAGGAAUGUACCUCUGAAGUUCCACCUACACCAACCACUUUCACUGAUGUCAUUGCUUACACAUACAAGAAUGGUUCUUCUUGUAAUGGGCAACUGAGAUCUGCACAGGUCAUUCCAAUGGGAAAAUGCAUUAUCGAAUAUGGUACCACUUAUUAUGCUUAUUAUGAUGCAACUGGAUUCAAGACUUAUUAUUAUGAUAAUGCUUGCAAAAGCAAAAUGUUCACCACAUCAUUGUUUUUGAAUACUUGUUUGAAUGGCUGUGCAUAUGAACCUGAAACUUCAAUUGAAAACAAACCACCUCCAAGAAAAUUACCACCUCUCAAUGAACCAAAUCAAAAGCCUCAUCUUUCCAUCUCUCACACCAAUGAAGUGGUGAAUAUUUACUUUGAUUUUAAUGAUACUGAGUGGACUAAACAUGAUGUUCAUAUUGAUAUUGAUGAUUUACAUCACAUCUUGUCCAUUUCAAAUAUUAACAAGGCUAAACCAAGCUUUCAACGAAAACUUCAUCUUCCUAAAUAUUUGAAUACUAAAGAAUCAAAGGCUAAAUUUGCUGAUGGAUUUGUUGUCAUUACAUUCAAGAAGACUAUCAACUUGGAGCAGGCAACACCUAGAAAGGUUCCUUUGGAAUAA